AUGGAUGCCCCCGAACACGAUAGAGACGCUCUCAUUCAGAAACUCUCAGCCGAUCUAAUCGCUGAUUUCGAUCAGUCUCUCACGCCUUUCCUAAAGAAACCCAAUGGCCAACUUCGGAGGCGCGUGCGGAUGAGAGAAACAGCCAGGUUGAUGUCUCAUGUCCUAGAACCAUUUCAAGAAUUACCACAACUACUCGAUCCGUAUCUUCCUAAAUGGUUGCCAGUUCUUGCUGAAGCGUACUUGGGAUCCUUGCAAGAUCGUCGUUAUUACAGAUCGCUAUCUAUGCGUUCCCAGCUUUUGCUCCCACUCUCUAACGCGAUAUGUAAAGUCUUAUAUACGUUUUGCAAAAUCCGAGGAGAGAAAGUUAUCGUUAGGUUCUUGAACGUAGAGACGAGAUACCUGGAACUUCUUCUCUUGGCCAUUGAGGAGUCUGAGCGCCAACCUGAUUCGCCUGCUUCGUGGACUUGGCAUGAAAGAUAUAUCGUCUUGUUAUGGCUUUCCCAACUUUUCUUCGCGCCGUUUGACCUGUCUACUAUUUCAUCUGGUGAUGCUGAUGAUCUUGACCGCUUGAGCCUUCCUGGGUUUGAAUGGCCCACCCAGAUUCCAGGUAUCACACUACGAGUCAUCCCCUUAGCUAUCAAAUACCUUGCAUCGCCGGGGAAGGAGAGGGAUGGAGCCAAGGCACUUCUUAUCCGUGUUGCGAUGAGAAAAGAUAUGCAGGAACUAGGCAUCCUGAACGCCCUGGUGAAAUGGGCGCUCUUCACGCUGGAACCGUCGGAAGAUAACCCGGCUGAAUCGACUUACUAUUACAUUGGGACGUUAUCUUUCCUCGCUGGGAUACUAGGCGCUGCAGCGGAUACGUCUAUCAUGGAUCCGUACCUGUCCGACAUCUUCAACGCCGUGCAAGCGAUUUCUGCCGGAGAAAACGCCGCUUUCGACGUCAUCAAUGGCUCGGCGCUUGCUCGAAAGAUGCUGAUCAAGGUCACACGCUCGGUAGUUACUUUAACCAUACGGAAGCCAGAACAAACAGAUACCGACACUGAAGUGAUAGAGACAUCGAUCGGAUACCUACUGGAAAGACUAGCGGAUAACGAUACACCGGUACGGCUCGCUGCUAGCAAGGCUCUCAGUAUUGUUACACUCAAAUUGGAGCCAGAAAUGGCCUCUCAAGUCAUUGAAGCGGUUCUUGAGUCGCUAAACCGGAAUGUUCUCUGGGUGAAGAAUAAGUUAAAUCCCUCUGCUGCUCCAGCUCGGGAUAUCGCAGCAGUCGACCCGUUAGAAUGGCACGGCUUAAUGCUUACUCUUUCUCAUUUGCUAUAUCGAAGGUCACCGCCACCUGAAAAUUUAUCCGAUAUCAUUCACGCUCUAUUGAUGGGUCUUUCUUUUGAGAAACGAAGUCCAUCCGGUGGCUCGAUUGGCGCAAAUGUUCGAGAUGCAUCCUGUUUUGGUAUCUGGGCGCUAGCCCGUCGUUACAGCACUUCGGAGUUACUUCAAGUCCAGACAAAGUCCGUGUUAGUUGCCAGGGGACAUGACCUUAAUGCGUCCAUACUCCAGGUGAUCGCCACUGAAUUAGUAGUGACCGCUUCGCUUGACCCCGCCGGAAAUAUCAGGCGUGGUGCAUCUGCCGCUCUCCAAGAAUUAAUUGGCCGACACCCCGAUACCGUAGAGAAAGGUAUUGCUGUCGUACAGACCGUCGAUUACCAUGCCGUCGCUCUACGUUCUAGAGCAAUACACGAAGUAGCUCUACAAGCAACUAAAUUGUCACCCCAUUACGGUCGCGCACUACUAGAAGCAACUCUAGGAUGGCGCGGUAUUGGGGAUAUGGAUGCAGCAGCUCGGAGAGUAGCAGCUGCUUCCUUCGGUACCCUAACGGAAGAGUUAAUUAACGUUGAUGCUUCCGAUCGAUCGGGAUGUUAUAACGAGACUAUCGAAUUGCUUCUUUCUAGAAUUCAAGCACUUCAAGUUAGGCAAGUAGAAGAACGCCACGGACUCGUAUUGAGUCUAGCCGCGAUUUUCGAUUUGCUCCCGUCACUUCUUAAGGGCGGAGUCCUCGUCCCCGAAAAGGUUCCUACGACUAAAAUGUGUACCGCUUUGAAAGACACACUUCAAGAUUGCAAAACUACUAAAUAUCGAAAACCCGAACUCAUCACAGAAGCUGCUUGUGUACUUGUGUUAUCUACGACUCCAGCUCUCUUGUUAAACGUUACACAAGGCGACCUACCGGAGUCGGUUUCUGACUCUUUACUACCUGGGCCUGCCCUCGUCGACGAAGCCAACUCCUCUACUCUGGCCUCUAUUGCGAGUUUGCUAGACGACCAGCAGAAUAAUCGACCGGCGCAGGUCCUGGAAAUAGUAGCUGUUCUACAAGACGUACUCAACGAAUGGCUUGACAGCAGCGAGAGUGAAGUAGUCAAAACAUCCUCCAAAGCCGCCCUAAUCCUCCUCCUGUUCGCGAGACAGGAACAGCAAACGCAAAUUAUCAAAGAGUGGUCCGACAGAGUCUGCCGCCCACAGCAACGUACUAAGAUUGGCGACGGUUUCUUCCACGCACUAGCGCGUACGUACCAAAUCCAACAGAAACAGCUAGAAGGCAGCGUCCCGGUAAGUAAAGUGUUCUCGGAACGAUGGGCGCAGGAUAGAUAUAUCGAUACCCGAGCCGGCAUUAUCGAAACUCGGGUCGCGAUUCUCCAGAGUCUGGUCGGUAGAGCGAUCCUUCGAGAUAGGGCAUUAGAAUUCCUGGGUAUCGUCUCGGAGGGUCUAGAUGAUUACACAACGAAUGCGCGUGGUGAUAUCGGUUCGCAUGUUCGCUUGGAGGCAAUCAGGGCAUCUAAAACUUUAUGGGAUGCGAAAAACGACAACGAACAAAUUGUCUCGGCUCUGUUCCCCCGUAUCCUUCGAUUAGCAGCUGAAAAGCUGGAUCGAGUUCGUACUGAGGCACAUGCUGCUUUGGCUAUGCUUCUGCAGCCGACCUACGCCUCAACAUUCCGCAAGCAAACGUUCUCCUCAAAGGAAUACUUCACCUUCCUCCUGCACCUCAUCAAUACACAACGUCUCGAGCCAGCCAUCACCAAAUCCUGGAUUCUUAACACAGAAGACUGCCUAUCCAUCCUCCUCGCUGGCCUCGUAACCUCCGCCGAUACGGGCAAUGAAGACCUAGUCAUUGUCAGUCGGGCCGCUCUCGCCGACUUCUGCGAAGCAUCCUCCGAUAAUCUGGCGUUAGUCCAUACCGCGCUGGUCCGAAACCUCAAGUUAUACCAGGCCCAGGCUCAGGACCGCGUUGUGGUUCCCACGCUUGAGGUUAUUGCGUAUUUAUUCCAUAUCGGCGUCCUUCAACGCGCCCCUGAGAUAAAUCUAAGGCAGCUAUGUGUGCUAGUGCAGAAGGCCGGGUACAAAACGGGGAAUGUGAGGAAGUUGGAGGCUUGUGUUAAGGUGUAUGGUGCUAUUGCCGCAGUGGAUGGGGCUAGGGAUGAUGAGGAGAUACGAGGGCCGGAGAUAUCGGCGGAGAUGCUAGUGAAAAGGCGCGAGGGUGUAGUUGAGGCGAGGAAGAGGUUAGGUGCAUUAUUGAUGCAUCCUUGGCCUAGGACUAGGGGGUUGGUUGUUGAUGAGCUGUGGGGGUUGAUGGAUGACGGCGUGGGGGGUGAAAGUGAGAAGGGGCAGGAGAAGCAGGAGAAGCUUCUGGGUGUGGAUUGGGGCAAGGCAGAAAAGGCGCAUAUCAAGAAGAUUGUAGGGGAGCUUGGGAUCGAAUAG
Messenger RNA from Hypoxylon trugodes, 3747 nucleotides. RefSeq names its product tubulin folding cofactor D C terminal-domain-containing protein. The record is from RefSeq and is a predicted model, not a curated record. Gene Ontology annotation, molecular function: beta-tubulin binding; GTPase activator activity. The coding region runs from base 1 to 3747 and encodes 1248 amino acids. Lineage: Eukaryota; Fungi; Ascomycota; Sordariomycetes; Xylariales; Hypoxylaceae. Gene Ontology annotation, biological process: tubulin complex assembly; microtubule cytoskeleton organization; post-chaperonin tubulin folding pathway. The transcript is spliced from 3 exons.